AUGGGGAACGGCGACUCGGCUGUGGAGGACGGUGACUCGACUGAAGAUGAUGAAGACUUGACUGUAGAAGACCAUGACUUGGCUAUUGAAGACAAUGAUUCCACUGAAGAUGAUGACUUGGCUGUGGAAUAUGACGACUUGGCUGUAGAAGACGAUGACUUGGCUGAAGAAAACGAUGACUCAGCUGUAGAUGAUGAUGACGUGGCUGAAGAUGAUGACAAGGAUGUAGAAGAUGACGACUUGGCUGAAGAUGAUGAUUUGGGAGUGGCUGAAGAUGAUGAUGACUUGACUGAAGAAGAUGAUGACCUGACUGAAGAUGAUGAUGAUUUGGGAGUGGCUGAAAAUGAUGACUUGACUGAAGAUGACGAUGAUUUUACUGUAAAGGAUGAAGGUUUAACUGUAGUGGAUGACUUGACUGUAGUGGAUGAAGGCUUGACUGUAGUGGAUGACUUGACUGUAGUGGAUGAAGGCUUGACUCACUAG
Messenger RNA from Scylla paramamosain (green mud crab), 483 nucleotides. Its product is annotated as prostatic spermine-binding protein-like. Bases 1 to 483 code for a protein of 160 amino acids. The record is from RefSeq and is a predicted model, not a curated record. The transcript is spliced from 2 exons. Lineage: Eukaryota; Metazoa; Arthropoda; Malacostraca; Decapoda; Portunidae.